Molecule: messenger RNA, 641 nt
Organism: Musa acuminata AAA Group (dessert banana)
Lineage: Eukaryota; Viridiplantae; Streptophyta; Magnoliopsida; Zingiberales; Musaceae
Product: sigma factor binding protein 1, chloroplastic-like
Exons: 1
Coding region: 138-476 (112 amino acids)
Source: RefSeq, a predicted model, not a curated record
AGCCACGCCAUGCUCUGAUAACAUUUCUUUUUCCUCCCUCCAUCAUCUCUUCCCAGAAACCGCAUACCCUCCUCUCCAAAAACCACGGCUCUGCACCAUAAAAAUCUCCUCCCCUUCAUCCUUAGGAGUUCCUGGCGAUGAAGAGACUGGGCGUCCACCCCAAGUGCCUCAAGCGGUCCAAGGCGGCCAAGAAGACCCCGAUCAAGGUGGUGUACAUCUCGGACCCCAUGAGGGUGACCGCCACCGCCGCCACCUUCCGCUCCCUCGUUCAGAGGCUCACCGGCCGGGACUCGGUGCUCGAAACGACGGAUGACUCCUCGACAGCGUCUGCAUCUCCCUCGGCGGCGAGCUCGACCCCGUCGAAUCAUGGCGUCAGCUGCAACGUGGAGCAGGAGAACAGCUUGGUGGCUCCGAUCGAAGCGUUUGAUGAGGCGUUUGUUGCACGAAUGCUGGAGAGCUUUUCUGGAUUCAUGUAGCCGACGCUGUACUAGCUCCAAUCCUCAAGUAAGAGGACGUUGGGAGUUUAACAAGUGUGACUCCAUCAUGGUGGUGUUCUCCCAAGGAUUCUGUAUAUAUUCCUCCUUUGGUAGUAUUACUGUACUUUCCAUUGCACUUGCAAGUAAACUCUUAUUUGAGUGUGA